AACAGCCGCAUGUAGUUGUGGAAUGCUUAAUAGGACGGGAAUAUUGUGUGGACAUGGUCUCAAAGUUCUUGAUCUAAUGAACAUAAAGACAUUGCCAACACAUUAUAUCCUAAAAAGAUGGACUAGAGAAGCACGCAAUGGAAGCAUACAAGAUAGAAAAUGAAGGAAUGUGGUAGAAAAUCCAAAGUUGGAAGCUCAACUUCGGUACAAGCAUUUGUCCCACCAAUUUCAUAGUUUGGCACGUAAAGUAGCCAACUCCGAAGAGUGUUGUUUGAUGUUAGAAAAUGCAAUUGAUUUUGUUGGUCCACAAAUAGAAGAUAAACUUAAUGCAACUACCAAUGCUUCCGAUAAGCCAUGCAAUGAUCAAGAAAAUAUUGACCCAAAUGUGCAACUACCAAAUGAGCUUCUUAGUGCCGCAAAGCUCAAGAAGAAAGAGGUACAAUCAAAGAAUUUGAGGAGGAAGAAAACUUGGCUUGAUAAGUUACUCAAGGGGAAGCGGAAGCCAACUAAAGUUACCACAUCAAAAAACAAAGGAGCAAAGCAACAAAAGAAACAUGAUGGUGUAGAGCCUCAAGUAGGAGUGAAGAAGAAGGAUGGUAGCCAUAAAGGAGCAAAUGUGGAGCUUCAAGAAUGCAAUGCAAUCAUGAGUUUCACAGAGCUCUUGACAACUCCCUCAUAUGGUGUUUAUGAUGAUGAUAUGUUCUAGCAUGUACAAGCUUGUUAGAUAGUAUUUUGGACAUGGUUGGGUAGUAUUUUGGACAGGUUUGACUAUAGUAUUUUGGAUUUUGGGGCUAACUAUAGUCUUUUGUGGCCUAAUUGUACAAGUAGAUUGGCCAAAUUUAUCUACCAGAUGGAUUAUGUAAGAAAAGAUUGUUGGUCCAGAAUUUGAGUAUUAAGUGAUGCAAA
Molecule: messenger RNA, 906 nt
Organism: Lolium perenne
Lineage: Eukaryota; Viridiplantae; Streptophyta; Magnoliopsida; Poales; Poaceae
Source: RefSeq, a predicted model, not a curated record